CUUGUAUGAAAAAUUGUUGAUGUUUUUAAUUUGGUUUGAAAAACACAAUAUAUGUGGUGUUCUGGUAAUCGUGGAUUGUGGUGGUGAUAUUUGAUAUCAGUUUCUUCUUCAAUAAAUGAUAAUAUGGUGAUAGAUGAUCCAUAGAUAUAUAAAGUUUAAUUGACCUAGAAAAAUAGUGAGAGCCUUGUCAUUUUAUUGUAAAGUACCUACCUAUCCAUUAGCUAUUUAUUGAACCCACAUCAAUAUGAAAGUGAUAAUCCUGCUAUCAUUUCUGAUGAUCCAAAUUUGCUAUGCCCCUCCUGUUCAACAAACCAAAAAAGAAGAAGGUAAAGAAGACUCUGGAAUUAAUGGCUUGGAAGACUAUAUGGAAUAUCACCGAUAUCUCAAGGAAGUAGUCAAUGCCCUAGAGUCUGACCCAGAUUUCAGACAGAAAUUAGAAAAAGCUGAUGAAAGUGACAUCAGAUCAGGGAAAAUAGCUGAAGAGCUGGAAUUUGUCUCACACCAUGUAAGAACAAGACUGGAUGAGAUAAAACGUGUGGAACUUGAGAGACUCAAAGAUCUCACAGAAAAAAAAAGGCAACUUGAAGAUCCCAAUUCCAUAGAUGAGGACCCUACACAUCAUCAUGUAGACCACGCCAAUCCACACACUUUUGAAAUAGAUGAUCUCAAGAAACUGAUUGCUAAAACUACUGCUGAUUUGGCAGAGGCUGAUAAGAAGAGAAAGGAACAGUUCAAAGAGUAUGAGCUGGAGAAGGAGUAUAAGAAGCAGGAUAAGUUGAAUCAUACUAAUGGUGCAGAAAAAGAAAAAUUAGAAAAGGAAUUUCAGGAGCUGGAGCAGAAGCACAAGCAGCACGAGAAGCUGCACGAGCCUGGCCACCAGGCGCAGCUGGAAGAGGUGUGGGAGGAGCAGGACCAGAUGCAGCAGGACUUCGACCCGAAGACGUUCUUCAUGCUGCACGACGUCGACGGCAACGGGCUGUGGGACCAGGACGAGGUGAAGGCGCUCUUCGUCAAGGAGCUGGACAAGAUGUACCAGCAGGGGGCGCCCGAGGACGACAUGAGGGAAAGGUACGAAGAGAUGGAACGCAUGCGGGAGAGCGUCUUCAACGAGAUGGACAGGAACAGGGACGGCUUCAUAGACUACAACGAGUUCUUCCACCAGACCAACACGAACGACUUCAAGCAGGACCGCGGUUGGCAGGGCCUCGACGAGCAGAGGCCCUACACGGACGAGGAGCUCGCCGAGUACAUCAGGCAGCACGAGAUGGCGAAUCAGGGGCCGCAGGGUUACCAUCCGGGGGCUUACCAGGGUCCACCUCAAGGAUAUGUAGAAGUGCCCCGACAAGGACAAGUACCACCAGGUGCUUACCAACAAGUACCACCGGGUGCUUACCAACAGAUACCACAAGGUGGUAACCAAAUACCACAAGGUACUCACCAACAGGCACCACCAGGUGCAUACCAACAAUUACCGCAAGGUGGUAACCAAGUACCGCACGGUGGUAACCAACAGGUUCCACCAGGCGCAUAUCAACAGGGACCACCUGGAGGUUACCAACAGGUACCUCAGGGUGGGUACCAACAGCAGGUACCUCAGGGUGGGUACCAACAGCAGGUUCCUCAGGGCGGGUACCAACAGCAGGUUCCUCAGGGCGGGUACCAACAGCAAGUUCCUCAGGGUGGGUAUCAACAACAGGUACCUCAGAGUGGGGACCAACAGCAGGUUCCACAGGGUGGGAACCAGCAGCAGGUUCCACAGGGAGGUGGACAGAAUGCGGGUGGUGGGGUACAGCAUCCACAGGCGCAGGCGCAGCAACAGGGAGCUCCUCAGCAUCAGGCCAGUGGUGGAGUUCCUCAGGACCAUUUGAACACCAAUGAAGUGAACCCAGCAGAACAGAAAAUGACAAAUCAGCAACAGCCAAAUGUGCAAGCUAACAACCAUCCCAACAGCAUCAAUGAACAAAAACAUUAAAAUAAUCGACAUUAAGAACAAAUACUUUGACAUCAGCUGAUUGACUCUUAUCAACUCUCAAGUCGGUAUGGCGCUAUGCAUUUUCUUGGCCAAUAAUAUUCUGUACAAAAAUAAAGAUUGCAACGUCAAUCCGGGUUUUUUGUUGAAGAAAACUUGAAAUUUCAAUGAGACUUUUGUUGCUUGGUAAUUUGAGAAAAAUUGCCUUUGAAAAAAUUACAGUCCAUAGAACUGGAUAUAAAUAGAUUCCAUAUCAAAAAGUGGCCGUUUUGAGUUGCAAUCUUUAUUCUUUUACAUAUACGAUAUACAAUAAAAUGCAUAUGUCAUAUGAGCUUUGUAGACAAUUUAUUGCAUUUUUUAUAUCCAUGUUGAUUAUAUAUCAACAUUAAAAUGCAUUUUAAAUAAAAAAAAAAAACAUUUUUGUUGAUAUACUUAUUUUUGAAUUUAGCAUUUAUAUAUUGUCGUUUUUAAGAAAAUAAUAGUCCAGGAUAACUAACCAUUUUUAUUUAUUAUGAAUUGUAUUUUGAAAUAGGUGAUAAAUCGAUUUAAAUUAUCUACAAGUUCUGUAUUUUUGAUCUGUGAAAUUUACCUUAAUUUUUAUUCUUUGUUUUAAUUUGUUAUGAAAUAAAUAUGGAAUCAUUACUUAUUUAUCUCAAAUAAAUAUAAUUACUUCGUUCAUUCCGA
Phaedon cochleariae (mustard beetle) is the source of this 2653-nucleotide messenger RNA. Lineage: Eukaryota; Metazoa; Arthropoda; Insecta; Coleoptera; Chrysomelidae. The record is from the annotation of a GenBank genome assembly.